This is a messenger RNA of Oldenlandia corymbosa var. corymbosa, 2335 nucleotides long. Lineage: Eukaryota; Viridiplantae; Streptophyta; Magnoliopsida; Gentianales; Rubiaceae. The record is from the annotation of a GenBank genome assembly.
CAAUUCCAGAAGAAGCCUAACUGAAUUUCCCCCCAAAAAUAAACUGCUCUGCCUUCUCUCUCUCCCUCUCUCUCUCUCUGCUCCGACUAAUUUCAUCAGUUAAUCACCACCGCCGCCGCCGCCGCCGCCCUAUUGCUUCCACGCACCACGCUACCCAUUCAAAACCCAGGAAGAAAAACCCAAAAUUUCUUCAUCUCAACAUCAGGAAAUGGCCACAGACAUGUCGUUUCAUUCUCAGCUUGUUCUUUCCGUUCUACUUCUUUCCAUGGCGGUUUCUUUGCCCAUUUCCCAUGCUCAGCAGACUCCAAGUUAUAUGAAAUUUGUGUUGAAUGCGACGGAUAUGCCACCGGAAGACUACUACGAUUACAUCAUCGUCGGAGGAGGAACCGCCGGCUGUCCCCUGGCGGCGACAUUGUCCGGGAAAUACAGGGUUCUUGUUUUAGAAAGAGGCGGUGUCCCACAUACUCAUCCAAACUUGAUGACCCAAGAAGGAUUCUUGCCGACCCUUUUAGAUUCCAACUCUCCCGUUUCGCCAGCUCAGACUUUCAUCUCCGAAGAUGGUGUCCACAACGCAAGGGGGCGAGUUCUUGGGGGCAGCAGCGCCAUUAAUGCCGGAUUUUACAGCAGGGCUGAUGCUGAAUUCUUUAGGGCUUCAGGGAUGCAUUGGGAUCUCAGAGUUGUCAAUAAAUCUUAUGAAUGGGUUGAGAAGGCUAUUGUGUUUAGGCCCGAGUUAAAGAAUUGGCAAUCUGCUGUUAGAGAUGGGUUCUUGGAAGCUGGAAUUGGUCCUUACAAUGGUUUCGCAUUGGAUCAUGUUGAGGGGACCAAGAUUGGUGGUACCAUAUUUGAUGCCAAUGGCCAAAGACAUAGUGCAGCUGAUCUCUUGGGGUAUUAUGCAAAUCCAAACAACAUAACGGUGGCUGUCUAUGCAACUGUGCAAAGGGUUCUUGUUGCUGCGUUUCCUCUUGUUGUGCCUAAAGCAAUUGGGGUGGUUUUCAGGGAUCAACUAGGGCAGUUUCAUCAUGCAAUGCUGAGGGAAAAGGGGGAAAUUUUCCUAUCUGCUGGUGCAAUUGGUACUCCACAGUUGUUGUUAUUGAGUGGCAUUGGUCCAAGGCCUUAUCUUUCUUCAUGGGGUAUUCCUGUUGUGCAUCAUCAUCCUUAUGUGGGACAGUUUCUGUAUGAUAAUCCCCGAAAUGGGAUCUCAUUCGUGCCAUCUGUGCCGUUGGAACACUCACUGAUCCAAGUUGUGGGGAUUACUAGUUCAGGGGCCUAUCUGGAAGCAGCCUCAAAUGUGGUUCCUUUUUUGGCUACGGCACAUGGCUUUCUCGGUAGGAAUCCGGGUAGUCCAGCUGGUUCUUUGCCAGUUUAUUUCACGGUGGCAACUUUGAUAGAGAAAAUUGUAGGUCCAUUAUCAGCUGGAUCACUGAGACUGGCCUCUACUGAUGUUAGGGUGAACCCCAUUGUUCGUUUCAAUUACUUCAGCAACCAGGCUGAUGUUGAAAAAUGUGUGAAUGGUACGAGAAAGAUUGCUGAUGUGCUCAACAGCAGGUCCAUGGAUGAUUUCAAGUCUUUUCACCUGUUGUUUGGGAGCAGGGAUUUUCGGUACGUUGGACCAGCAUUGCCUGCUGAUGUGUCGAAUGAUGCGGUGAUGCAGGAUUUCUGCCGACAGACAGUGAAUACAAUAUGGCAUUACCAUGGUGGAUGCCUGGUUGGUAAGGUGGUGGAUAGGAACUUGAGAGUAAUGGGGAUUGAGUCGCUGAGAGUUGUGGAUGGAUCGAUUUUGACAGUUUCACCAGGGACCAAUCCUCAAGCUACUCUUUUGAUGCUUGGGAGGUACGUAGGAUUGAAGGUUCUGAGGGACAGAAUGAGGCCUAAAGUCAUUUGAUGAAUAGAGAGGGAAGACACCAUCAAGUGAGAUGAACCUUUGUUUCUCUUUUUUUUUUUGAGCAGCUGUACAUAUGCAAUCUGUGUGAAGAAUCAGUAGCUUGUGAAUGUUGAGCUAGGAGGAGAACUUGAAUUCUUGUUUUGUUAGUGUCCUUGGUGAUGAUAGCUGCUGAUAUUGAAUUUGUGAGUACUAAGAGAACAGAAAUUGACAUGAUGUACCGGUUUCAUGAGUCAAAGAAGAGUAGAUGGAGUGCAUGUUAGCAGCAGUAACAGCAUAUGUUCAUAGAUUUUUCCAAUGUGCAAUGAGCAAUACACAUAAACUUUUUUCCCUGUCCUUUUGGUAAUGGUUUUUGCUGUGUUGAUGAGAGCUUAAGAUGUUAGGACUUAGGCAUGAAUAGAUGAAAUGUUUAAAAUUUUGUAAAUCAACGUUCAUUUGCAGUCUCUAAUCUCUCCG